AUGACCGCCUGCUCGGUUCUCGUUAUCAUCCGCAAGUACUCCGAUUACGCUGUUGCCGGUCUCAUGGGUGUUGUCAUUACCCAGGCUUUGGGAUACGGCCUGAUCUUCGACCUCAACUUCUUCUUGCGCAACCUGUCUGUCAUUGGUGGUCUUCUCAUGGUCCUCUCCGACUCUUGGGUUCGCAAGACCAAGGCUUUCGCCGGUCUGCCCACUCUCGACGAGAAGGACCGUAAGAUGUACUUCCAGCUUGCUGGCCGUGUCCUCCUCAUCUUCCUCUUCGUCGGCUUUGUCUUCAGCGGCUCGUGGUCCAUCUGGCGCAUUGCCACCUCUCUCAUUGGCUUCGUUGCCUGCGUCAUGGUUGUCGUUGGCUUCAAGGCCAAGUUCAGUGCUACCCUGCUGGUCCUUAUCCUCAGCAUUUUCAACAUCCUUGUCAACAACUUCUGGACUCUUCACGAGCACCACCCUCACAAGGACUUUGCCAAGUACGACUUCUUCCAGAUCCUUUCCAUCGUUGGUGGCCUUCUGCUGCUUGUCAACAGCGGCCCCGGCCAGUUCUCCAUCGAUGAGAAGAAGAAGGUCUAUUAA
Colletotrichum truncatum is the source of this 585-nucleotide messenger RNA. Its product is annotated as copii-coated vesicle protein 4 erv29. Gene Ontology annotation, biological process: Golgi organization. The record is from RefSeq and is a predicted model, not a curated record. Gene Ontology annotation, cellular component: endoplasmic reticulum-Golgi intermediate compartment; endoplasmic reticulum; membrane. NCBI's taxonomy places the organism in Eukaryota, Fungi, Ascomycota, Sordariomycetes, Glomerellales, Glomerellaceae.